AGUGAUUUAAGUCUAAAACGACCAAGCUUAUAUUGCUUGAUUCACUUCUAGAAGAGAAUAUAUUUUUUCUCUUAAAAUGUCUACAUAUCAAGAAAGAGUAAAAGAAUUUGAUCUACUUCUGGACUCCGAAGCAUCAAUUGAUAUGAAAUCACUGAAGAAAAAGUGUUUUAGAGGUAUUCCGGAAGGUCGAAGCCGGAGAUCAAUUGCUUGGAGAAUAUUAUUAGGUGAAUAUUUCAGGGAUGUAUUGAAGACUGGAAUAAAGGAAACAGUAGAGAAUAAACUUGCAUUUGAUCCUGAUUUUCACACUGAGCUAACUAUCAAAGAUGAAUUCAAGGAUUUAGAUUCAGUGAUAGAUGAAAUGAUUCUAUCGAAUCCUGAAACGAACUCUCCAGUGAGAGAAGAUCAUCCCCUCAACCCCAAUCCCAAUUCAAGUUGGCAGAACUUUUUCAAGGACAAUGAGGUGCUACUACAGAUAGAUAAAGAUGUUAGAAGGCUUUGUCCUGAUAUUUCGUUUUUUUCCCAGGCAAGUGAAUAUCCCAACCCUGUGAUGGCAGAGAAAGGGUUUGACCGGCUUCAUCAACGUGUUACACAGGCACAAUUAGAAGUUGAGUCUAGUCAACGGAAGGGAAUUGGACCAAGCAUAAUGGCCGCAAAACCCAAGAAAAUGGAUAUAGAAGACUAUGCUCCUUUGAGUGCUGGGAUGGAAGCGCACUGGGAGGUUGUAGAGAGAAUACUGUUCCUAUACGCUAAACUCAAUCCUGGACAAGGAAAAUUAUUUAAACCAUGUUUACAGAUUUACAUCUUUAAAUUUGUUAUUUCUUUAAUCAUUUAUUUUACUUAUUGCUCAUGUUUAGAAAAUGCUGAGGCUGACUGUUUCUUCUGUUUCACGAACCUAAUGUCCGACAUCAGGGACUUCUUUAUCAAGAGCUUGGACGAUUCUCCGACAGGAAUCAGGAUGAUGAUGUUAAAGUUGAACUCCGAGCUGGAGAGCUCGGACUGGGAGGUUUUCACACGGUUGGACUCACAGGGAAUCAAAAUGCAAUUUUUUGCUUUCAGGUGGAUUUCCUUGAUGCUAUCCCAGGAGUUUCCUUUGCCUGAGGUCCUCACAAUCUGGGAUGCAUUGCUCACUGAUGAUUCAAGGUGUGAUUUGCUGAUUGCUGUGUGUCGGAGUAUGUUAAAGCAAGUUAGAACACAAUUGCUGAGCAAUGAUUUUUCUUCCAAUGUGAAACUGCUCCAGAACUACCCAAGCAUUGAUGUACGAAUAAUACUGGACGAUGUAUCUGAGAAGUUCAAAUGAUCCUUGCGCUCUUUUGACGCACCCACAAGUACAUUCCUUGCUUCCAAUG
Molecule: messenger RNA, 1346 nt
Organism: Eurytemora carolleeae
Lineage: Eukaryota; Metazoa; Arthropoda; Copepoda; Calanoida; Temoridae
Product: TBC1 domain family member 13
Exons: 16
Coding region: 77-1297 (406 amino acids)
Biological process (GO): intracellular protein transport; activation of GTPase activity
Molecular function (GO): GTPase activator activity
Source: RefSeq, a predicted model, not a curated record